Talaromyces proteolyticus is the source of this 1257-nucleotide messenger RNA. RefSeq lists its product as uncharacterized. The record is from RefSeq and is a predicted model, not a curated record. The transcript is spliced from 2 exons. NCBI's taxonomy places the organism in Eukaryota, Fungi, Ascomycota, Eurotiomycetes, Eurotiales, Trichocomaceae. Bases 208 to 840 code for a protein of 210 amino acids.
UCCACUUCAACUACUGCUUAGAUGCAGAUGCCCUCACCGUGCAUGCCUCGCUAGCGGCUAUUCACAUGUAGAAGGUGUAUUUGCUUUUGUUCCUGUCAGCUGACAAACUAUUUACCUCCAAAAUCUGACAAUUCCUGAUCUUCUUCCACCCCCCAACUCUCAUUCCCCGGCACGUACCCAACAUAACCCCUCACUCCUCAUCAAAGCAUGUCACGAAGGCCACCAUCAACAGUCAUCGAUCUAACCUCUGGAUCAAGACAAGCCCUCCAGCACCAUCUCCAUCGCCACAACUCUACCAAUCACUACAACUUCGACCUUCAAGGCCCCUCCAAUUCCCGUACCCAGCAAGACCAACAACUUCCUCCUCCUCCUCCUCCUCCUCCCCCUCGCGGCGUCAAACGACGACGCUUCAGCGAUGAAACAAUCGGUCUCUACACCACCCCAACUCCAGACGCCGAAGAUGAUAUCGAAGCCGUCGAUCUAACCGACGUCAACAACGAUUCCGCGCUCGCCGAAGUCCUCUCCAAACAGCGCGAAGACGCCGUGAGAGCGCAACAAGCGACAGAGCACAAGGAGGGACGGACGACAUUGAGCGCGACGAAGUGUGCGAUAUGUAUGGAUACGCCGACGGAUGCGACGACCACGAUAUGCGGCCAUUUGUUCUGCCAUAAAUGCAUCAUCGAUUCCCUCCGCUACGACGAAGAGCGAUCUGAAGCGACUACGGGCAAGUCGAGUCGCGGGAAAUGUCCGGCUUGUCGGAAACAGAUUUCAAGGAGAGAUGCGCCGGGGCCGAAACGGGAUCUUAUUCCGCUGCAGUUUAAGUUGAAGCGGCCAUCAUAAGAAUGCAAGAGUACUUGCAGAAUACUUGCACAAAUAGAGCCACAGUACAGAUGAAACGGCAGCAUCAGUCGUACCUUUCCAGACAUGCAGAGCUGCGUGACGGCUCCUCUGCUGUUCAAGAUCUCUCCAAUCAGUGGCGUUUCGUUCGAUUAUUGUUGGCGUGGUCACGAACAGAUGGUGGUUCUGGAUAUAACAUCUUGAAUUCUCAAUUUUCAGCGCACGAUAACCAAACGCUAGUUGCGACUCGACUUGUAGUUUGGAACCGGCAUGAUGCUAGGAGUACUAUCAGGGACUACAAAUUUGUCUUUCAUCUUUGCCAUACUAUACAUAUCUCGUUGUACAUAGACUUAAUUUAUAAUACCACAUGAAUCUCGAUUAUUGAAACUAUCUCAUUAUCAUACAAUCAAUACAGCCAAA